Messenger RNA from Antechinus flavipes (yellow-footed antechinus), 5972 nucleotides. RefSeq names its product tubulointerstitial nephritis antigen (gene TINAG). The transcript is spliced from 11 exons. Lineage: Eukaryota; Metazoa; Chordata; Mammalia; Dasyuromorphia; Dasyuridae. Gene Ontology annotation, biological process: proteolysis. Gene Ontology annotation, molecular function: cysteine-type peptidase activity. The record is from RefSeq and is a predicted model, not a curated record. Bases 114 to 1520 code for a protein of 468 amino acids. Gene Ontology annotation, cellular component: lysosome.
CUGACAUAUUCAAAGGAAUCUAAGGAGUCAUCAAUUGGAUCUCCAUUGUGAUAGAUAUUGGAUUACCUUAUUACUGUAACAGAAGGUGAUAGAAGUGAUCUGGUGACCAGAGGAUGUGGAGUUGGCCCAAAAUAUUAAUUUUCUCUUACCUCACAACAGGAAUUUGGAUGGAAAAGCAAUUGGUCUCCCGGAGAGGUAUGAACCUGCAAGUUUAUUCAACUUCGAACUUUACUGAUUUGGAAAGGACAAGAUUUAGAAGAGCCCUUUAUAAGGGUCAUUACUGUAGGACUCAUGGUUGUUGUGAAGACAGAAAUGAUGAAUGUGUAACUCAUUUCUAUGAGGCAAAUGCCAUGUGUUACUGUGAUAAAUUUUGUGAAAGGGAAAAUUCUGAUUGCUGUCCUGAUUACAAGUCCUUUUGCCAAGGAGAAAAUCCAUAUCAAAAAGGUUGCUUCAGAGAUCAUCAAUAUUAUGGGGAAGGAGCUGUAAUUAAAGAAAACUGCAAUAACUGCACCUGCUCAGAACAGCAGUGGCAAUGCUCCCAACAUGAAUGCCUUGUUCGUCCAGAAUUAAUUGAAAACAUCAACACUCAAGAUCAUGGAUGGAAGGCUCACAAUUACAGUCAAUUUUGGGGAAUGACUUUAGAAGAAGGAUACAAAUUUCGACUUGGUACCUUCCCUCCCUCACCUACACUUCUGAGCAUGAAUGAAAUGACAGUCAAUUUGCCAUCAGAGAUCCAUCUUCCAGAGUUUUUUAUCUCCUCCUACAAGUGGCCUGGAUGGACUCAUGACCCCUUGGAUCAAAAAAACUGUGCUGCAUCCUGGGCAUUUUCCACUGCAAGUGUAGCAGCUGAUCGAAUAGCAAUUCAGUCCAAUGGUCGUUAUACAGAUAAUCUAUCUCCUCAGAAUUUGAUCUCUUGCUGUGUCAAAAAUCGGCAUGGAUGCAAAGGAGGAAGCAUUGACAAAGCUUGGUGGUACCUGAGAAAACGUGGGUUGGUGUCUCAUGCAUGCUACCCACUUUUUAAGGACCAAUUCUUCAACAACAAUGGCUGUAACAUGGCAAGUCGAUCUGAUGGACGGGGGAAAAGGCAUGCCACAAAACCAUGUCCAAACAACAUAGAGAAAUCUAAUCGAAUAUAUCAAUGUUCUCCUCCAUAUAGAGUCUCUUCCAAUGAAACAGAAAUAAUGAAAGAAAUCAUGCAGAAUGGGCCAGUACAAGCAAUAAUGCAAGUCCAUGAGGAUUUCUUCCAUUACAAAUCAGGGAUAUAUAGACAUGUCAACAGCAUGAAAGAUAAAUCAGAAAAAUAUCGAAAUCUACGCACUCAUGCAGUCAAACUCACUGGAUGGGGAGUACUCAGAGGAGCACAAGGAAGAAAAGAAAAAUUUUGGAUUGCUGCCAAUUCCUGGGGAAAGUCAUGGGGAGAGAAUGGUUAUUUCAGGAUUCUUCGUGGAGUGAAUGAGUCUGACAUUGAAAAGUUGAUUAUUGCUGCUUGGGGACAUUUGACAAGUUCAGAUGAAUCAUAACAUAUCAUUAAAUUUGCAUGAUGCCUUGCAUUUUUAAGUAAACUCCUUAAAAUCAGGUUUUAUAACUUGAGGUUCCCUCUAACAUUGGAAGGCAUAUGUCCUAACCUGUAAUUAACUCAUAUCUGUUUUUUGUUUUAACUCAGCACUAUAGUGCUGUUUUCUUUCUUUCACUGAGUUACCAAAAAAACAUUACAUGGCACAGCAGUAGUUUAAGCUACACAAAAUUUUUUUGAAGUGUCUCAUCUCUUUUUCCUUCUUUAUUGUUAGGAUUUUUAAUGGCCCACCAUCUGUGAUAAGACAUAAUUUCUCAGCAUUAUUUGCCUCAAAUGAUGAGAAUACCCAUUUGUACAAAUGGUAAUUCAUAUCUUCAGUGGUGGAAAUCUCAAAAGUGGAAAAAAAUGGGGAGGUGAUCCUACUGAUUCUUUUAUAUAUGUGUAUUUUCCCCACAAUGAUAGUUUUCUCAAUACAAAUGUGGCCCAUGUGCCACUGAAUACAGUAAAAAUCUAAUUUCACUUUUGUUUCUCCUAAUGUUUCUCUCAAUUGCCAUUGUCACUCAUAUUUUUGGGGAGUAGCAAGCAAUUUCUUUCCACUCUGUGCCUGACUUACAUGACAUGAUAAACAGUAAAAUCCCUAUAGAGGAACCAAUGAUUACUGCAGUUCUAUACAUAACAAAAUAUGGUAGGAAAUAGAUGUCAUAUAUUGUGAAAAAGAGAAGGGUUAAGAAAAGAAAACCUUCUCUUUCCUGAUUUGAAUGCCUCUAAAACUUAUUUGAAGCUUAUAAAAAUUAGCCAUACAGCUGUAAUUUGAAAGAUUAUUUAUUUUUUCUCUACCUGAAAACAGCAACAUGAUGCCAUGAGUCAGAAAGAAUAAAUAUUGCCUUUUCACAAUCAUUUCACAAUUCACUACUUGAGUUUCUGAAAAGUAAGUUUAAUUGGCACUAAUUUGCAUCUAAUCUUGAUUUCAGUUUUCAACAAUUAUAGAAACAAAAAAUAGUGUCGUCAUUAUGACUGGGCAAGGAGAUAAUCUCAUAAUAAUUUACUGACAUUUAGAAAUGGCAAAAUAAUAAAAAUGAAGACCCAAAGCUAUUCAUUAUACAAAUGACAAUGGUGAAUUGUAGUGACUUACUUCACUAGAGUUGCAAGGACAAGUUAAACAUUGAUGUGUAGCCCAUUUCUUUGAUAUUCAAAUGCUUGAUUCUUAACAUUUUAACAUCUUUCAGCUUAAUUUUUGUAUAGGGCUAAAAUUCCUUAAUUAUGUUAAUGAAGACUUAUUUUGAUCAGGAUUUUAAGGAUAUGAGAUAUAAGCAAAAGACACAUCAUAGAGGAAAGAGGAUUAGAUUGAGAUUUAGGAGACUUGAAUUGUAGCCCAAUUUUUUUCUCUUUGACUUAUUUUAUUAUCUUAACCAAUUCAUUUUAAUUGCUUUAACUUACAGGGCCCCUAGUUUCUUUAUCCAGAACAAUAUAAACUAAACAGUUCUUAAGUUCCCUUCCAUCUCUAAUAUUUGAUCAUUCUAAGAUAACAAAUAUCAAGAAGUUUACUGCUAGGCCCUGCCUGGUGUUUGGUGAAGUGUAUGAAAUUUACUUUCACAAUAACAUGUAUCAGACUCUGAACUCUAUCAAUUUUGUCUGUGUUUCCUUGCAGUAAAAAAAAGAAAAAAAAGAAAAGGAUGGCAUGAGCAAAACCAAAAUCCACUCCCCCAAAAUAAACUUUGAGAUCCAUUCUUUUAAGAUAACAUUUAACAGCUUUCUAAUCAGAAAGAGUUUCUAUUCACAGAAUUGGAACACAUCAGAGAUAAAAGAGAUCUCAGGAGUCAGCUAUAUAAUUGAUACUUGAGUAAUAAUCUCUUCUACAUUACUGUUGACUCAUGUUACACUUAAAUUCACUUGUAUUCCCCUGAUCUCUUCAUACUGACUGUUCUUUAUCCAUCCCUCCAGAAUCUUUUACUUUUGAAAUUGAGUUUUUAAUCUGUAUAAGAAUUUAUAUUUAUCUCUAUUAAAUUGUAUUUUACUAGAUUUGAUCACUUGUUUACCAUAUUUAUCAAAAUAUUCUCUAGCAUUGUCUCUUGGUUCCAGAUGCUUAUUCAUGAAAUUAUCCUCUUAUCAUAUAAAAUUGAUCUGCAUCCAUUUACCUAUAUUAUUUCUUUUUAAUUAAGUAUGUCACCAGGAUUAUAAUGUUGGCCUGGGUCUUAUUUCAAGUAGCCUUGCUAGAGUUCAGGGAGCAGAGCCAAAAUCACAGAAUGAAGCUAGGGAAUUUGUUGAGCUUUCCCAAUUUCCCUCAAAAAUCACAUGAAAUCAAGCUUCUGAAAAGAUCUUGAAUGGAAUGAAACCACACUCCAGUUCAAGACAGAUUAGAAGGACUUCAGGAAAGGUCAGUCUCAUUGGGGCAAAAAAGGAUGUUCAGCCCAGUUCAUGUGAAGUCUGGGAAAGCCAGUAAGAGGUUCUUCAUCAUAAGAGGUAAGCAACUAAGACUCUCAGUCCUAACUCAACAACAUAGCAGAGCAGUGGAACAGCUCCCAGUCCCAUUGCAGAAGGCAAAAUGCCAGCUAGCAAAAUCAAGCUGUUUCCUGGAGAGAGAAGCAUGCUACCCCAUGCUACUAUCAAACUUUACAAGGUAACCCUGUGAUCAAAGCCAGGGCUGAAAAUGGCACAAGAAAUUUGGGAUAUUGCCCCUGUACCCCAAAAGAAAGAUUGACUUUAAAAGUCACAAAAUAAGAAAAAAAGAAAGAAAACAAUAAUCAAGUAUUUGCUAAACACCCAAAUCCCAGCUUCUGGAAUAAAAACUCCCUAUUUGACAAGUGAGGAAAAUUGUAGGAAAACUAGAAAAUAAUGUCAGAAAUUUGGCAUAGACCUACAUCUCAUAUCCCAUACAAAAAUAAGGUCAAAAUGGGUACCAUGACUUGAGCAUAAAGGAUGACAUCAUAAACAAAUUAGAAGAGCAAGGGAUAAUUUACCUAUUAGAUCUUUGGAGAUGGGAGGAAUUUAUGACCAAAGAAAAACUAGAGAACACUAUAUAAGGCAAAAUGAACAACUUUGAUUACAUUGAAAUUAAAAAGUUUUACACAAAUAAACGAACAGAAACUACAUUAAAAUGGAAAUUCAAAGAUGAGAAAAAAUCUUUAUAGCCAGUGUUUGUUUUUUUUUUUUUCCCUGAGGCAUUUGGUGUUGUGACUUGCCCAGGGUCACGCAGCUAGGAAAUGUUAAGUGUCUGAGGUCAGACUUGAACUCAGGUCCUCCUGACUUCAGGGCUGGUGCUCUAUCCAUUAUGCCACCUAGCUGUCCCCCAAUAGCCAGUGUUUUUGAUAAAGGUCUUAUUUCUAAAAUUUAUGAAGAACUGUGUCAAAUUUAUAAGAAUACAAGUCAUUCCCCAACUGAUAAAUGGUCAAAAGAUAUGAACAGACAAUUUUCAGAUGAUGUAAAUUAAAGUCAUUUAUAGUGAUAUGGAAAAAUGCUCUAAAUUAAUUAGAGAAAUGCAAAUUAGAACAACUCUGAGGAACCACCUCAUACCUCUCAGAUUGGUUAAAAUGACAAGAAUAGAUAAUGAUAAAUAUUGGAGGGGAUGUGAGAAAACUAAGACACUAAUGCAUUAUUGCAGGAGUUGUGAAAUAAUCCAGUCAUUCUGAAGAGCAAUUUGGAACAAUGCCUAAUGGAACAAAUGCCUGUGUAAACACUUUGACCCAGUAGAACCAUUACUGAAAUUGUAUCCCAAGGAAGUCAGAGGAAACAGAGAGAAAGGAUCCACAUGUGCAAAAUAUUUGUAGCAACUCUUGUUGUGGUAGAAAAGAAUUGGAAAAUGGUAGAUGCCCAUCAACUAGGGAGUGGCUAAACAAGAUGUGUCAUAUGAAGGUAUGGAAUUUUAUUGUUCUAAAAUUAUGAAAAGGUUAUUUUAGAAAGGUCUAAAAAGAUUUGCACAAAGUGAUGCUGAGAGAAAUAAGCAGAACUAGGAGCACAUUGUACACAAUAAUAAUAAGAAUGUGUGGUGAUCAACUAUAAACAAUUUGGUUUGUAAUGUUAAGUGAAAUGAGCAGAACCAGGAGAUCAGUAUACAUAACAACAACAAGAUUAUAUCAUGAUCAUUCCUGAUAGACAUGGAAUAGUGCAGUCAUGAAGAGAGCCAUCUACACCUAGAGAGAGGAUGAGGGAAAUGAAUGUGGUUCACAACAUAGUAUUUUCACGCUUUUUGUUGUUACUUGCUUGCAUUUUAUUUUGUUUCUUUUUUACUGGUUUGAUUUGAUUUUUCUUGUGCAGCACAAUAAUUGUAUAAAUAUUUAUGCAUACAUUAGAUUGAGCAUAUAUUUUUAUCAUGUUUAACAUAUAUUGGGCUACUUGCCAUCUAAGAGAGAGCAUGUGGGGAGGGAGGGAAAACUGGAACACAAGAUUUUUCCAAGGACUAAUGUUGAAUAAUUGUCCAUGCAUAUGUUUUGAAAAAUAAAAAGCUUUAGAAAAAAAGAAAGAU